Molecule: messenger RNA, 2782 nt
Organism: Drosophila navojoa
Lineage: Eukaryota; Metazoa; Arthropoda; Insecta; Diptera; Drosophilidae
Source: RefSeq, a predicted model, not a curated record
UGGACAACGUCUCCGAAAUUUGUUUACAAGCAAUCCUAAGUUUUCCCUUGAGUUGAAAGAGAAAAUAUUGUUAAAGCAUAAGGAAUCUUAUAGAAAUAUCCACAAUGUCACUCCAGAAACGUCGUGAAAAAUUAAACAAACCCACGCGCUGGGAUCGCAUACGGAAGCGUCAGCUGAACCCCAAUUCCUUGGGUCUGAAAACGGAGGCAGUGCGUCGCUUCAUCGAGGUGGACUAUGUGGAUCGUAAGCAGGCGCAGCUGCUCAUCGAUGGCCAGCCGCAAAAGCAGCUGAAUCCCAGCGUGGUCAUGGACAUGCGCCAUGAGAUGUUCGCCAAGAUUCCACGUCAGCUGCCGCUAGCCACAGUGGCUUUUAGCAGCAAUCUGGACACCACAAAGGCGCACAAUUUGGAAGUGGAGCAGCGCUAUAUGAACAAUCAGCUGCAGAAGUUUCGCCAGCAGCUGGCCAGGCAGCAUCCGCGCAAGCAGGAGCGGAAGAUACACGUGCGGCCCACCAAGCCGGACUUCAAGCUCAAUCAUGGACCACUUAUGCAGAGCUUGACGCAGGCAGCUCAGCACAUCGACAACUUCUACAAGACUCCCGUGGAUGCUCUGAGUCAAGCAGCGCAGCUGUGCUCCAUGCGCAAACAGCUUGCGACGACAUCGCUGCUGCAGCAGCUGGAAGGGCAGCCCGAGGCGGAGGCCGACGUAGAUACGGAUCAGAAUUGGCUGCAGGCGAAACCAGAUGAAGUGAAGCCUGAGCUGGGCGAGGAGGUGGACAUGCUGGAGUAUCGCAAGUUUGUGAAGCAGGUGGAGUUAGACGAGAGCAGGAAUCUGCUCCAUAAGAGAUGCCGCACGCCAAGCCCUCUUCUGACUACGGAGGAAAUGUUCCGGCCCAUGCGUGCGGCAGCUGAGCGGCAAAGGCGCCACAUGGAGGAGGUGAAAACGGAGGAGGAACAGCGGGCUCAACAGCAGCCAAUGGAGCAACAGCAGCCGAGUGAGCACUCGCUGCAACGCGAGGCAUCCACUUGCUCCAAUACCAGUGAUGGCAUUGAUUCCGUCAUCUCUGAUCUGGCCGAAGAGGCUCUAUACGAACUGCAGCUGGAAGCAGCGGAGCAGGAGCAGGAGCAGUUAAGGCAAGUGGAUGUGGGCGUGGUAGAAACAAAAGUCGAAACAACUAUCAAGCUGGUCAAAUUUCAUCUGCCGACGCCGGAGACAACGCCGUCACCCACGACCUCAUCAGUGGAGCAGCUGCAGCCUCUGCUCAUACGUCGCAUGGAUAUACCAAAAGUUGUGGUGCAGCCCAAGCAGCAGGCGGAACAGCCAAAGGAGAAGCAGCCGCUGGACAGCAGCUCGGAUGCAGCACCUGUUGAGAAGGAAAGGAUUAUCGACGAGCUCUUCCAUCCACGCAGCGAAACGGAACUGAGCUGCUUACGGAAGCACUUCCUCAAGUGGAUACACUAUACAACCAUGGAGAAGAUAGAGCGAGAGCCCGGCAAGACGCACGUGAAUCGCGCGGCGAAGAUCAAUGCAUUUCUGGACAAGCUCCGACAGGAGAAGAGGCGACUGCGUAACAACAAGCGACCCACAACGCCAACCGAUGCGGAAAAGCGAGCUCAACGAACGAUGGAACAGCGCGAGGAGGCGGUCAAGAUGGCCAAGCAAUUUAAGACAAAGCUCAAGGUGCAGCAGGACAUCAUUGACCUGCAGCGCGUCAAGCUGGAGCGGCAGGAGCGUCUCAUAAUGCAGCUAAAGCUAAAUAAGCUCAGCGAGGAGGCCAAGGCGGCGCGUGAGGACCUCAAACAGGAGCUGAAGACUGUCAUACGAUGCGGCGAUCCCAAGGCCAAGGCCAAAGCCAGAUGCCUGCAAUUAAUUGGCAGCCUGCGCGAUGCGGAGGAUGAGGAAUUUGAGAGGCUGCAGGGCAGGGCAUUGUUGCAACCGCGCUUCCUGCAACACAUGCAGGAAAGAGCGCUGGAGCGGAGCGUGCGACAUGAGCAAGCGCGUCAGCGCAGGGCACAGGCGGACGCUGAACGAGAGGCUGCCAAGUUGGCCUUGGAGGAAGCAAAGCGCCAGGAGGAUGAGGAGGCCAAGCGCCUGCGCAUUGAAGUGCUGAAGGAGAAACGCCGCCAAGAGAAAAUGGCAAAGGUGCUUAGGGAACGCGAGCGCCAGCGCUUCCUAGAGAAUCAGCGUAAGGCUCUUGAGUUUAGUCGUCGUCUGUUCCUGCGCUUGGGCAUGGAAUGCUUCAAGCGUCUCAUUCAACGCAAGCGUGACAAUUUGGUCAAAAGCGAAGAGUUCUGCCGUCGUCUCUACAAGCGCAAAUUCUUUGUAGAGUGGCGCAAAUACGCGGAAUUCAGCGUCCGACAGAAGCACAUACGGGCUGAGCUCUGUUACGAGAAGGCCUUAAAGCGCAGAGCCCUGCAAGAGUGGCGUCUUUAUGCCGUGGAGCAGCGUAACAAGAUGUUGGUGGCCAUUGACUGGUAUGCUUUGCGCUGCACGGAGCAUUGGUUCGGGCGCUGGCUAGGAUACACCACCGGCUGUCGUCUAAUUGAGGACACGAAGAUGCAGCAGGCUGUUUCGCAUCAUGAAUGGCAUCUCAAGUGGAAAGUCCUGGAUUGCUGGCGCCGCCUGCCGCAAGUUUUACGCUUGGAAAAGGAGACAGAGGAGCGACGUCAGCGUUGGCGCAUGAAGAUCUGGGAGCUGCUGCCCGAUUACAAGCCGAGGGAGGAUAGUUUAUGGUAGCUUAAAUAUUAUUUGGUAUUGUAAAUUUACUUUUUUGUUUGACUCGG